Molecule: messenger RNA, 1713 nt
Organism: Juglans regia (Persian walnut)
Lineage: Eukaryota; Viridiplantae; Streptophyta; Magnoliopsida; Fagales; Juglandaceae
Exons: 3
Coding region: 138-821 (227 amino acids)
Source: RefSeq, a predicted model, not a curated record
AGCCAUCAAAUUACAGCAGUUCUUUUAAAUGACAGUUCAUUCGUUCGUUCAUUCAUUCCUGCUACCUGAAGUGACCACAUUGGACUUGUUUUUACCAUAAUCAAUCAGCAUAAGUACUGUUAUAGUACUUGACAGACAUGGCCGCUGGACAGGAGGAAGGCUGGCCUCUGGGUCUGCAGCCAUUGAAUGUGAGAGUAGGGUUGGUUAGAAACCAUGAUUUCUCUGGAUCAGUAUCAUUCAACACUCUACUCACUGGCUCCCCAACGUGCUCCACAGAUUCUUCCUCAUCGGAUUUGGACACAGAGUCUACAGGGUCUUUUUUCCAUGACAGGAGCGUCACGCUUGGGAGCCUUAUAGGCGUUUCCAGCAUUUUGGAGCUUUCUAGAAGAUCAAUACGGAGAAGAAAAACCGAACCCCUCAAGGAAAAGAAGAGCAGCAGCAAGCUGCCCAGAUCAUUAGGGUUUUUCUCUUUGUGCUUAAGGGACAGAACUGAUGGUAUGAGUGUGAAAAAUCCUUCAUCUCUUCGCCAUUUUCUUGCUGUGGAGAGAAAAACUUCAGCUGCUGCUGAUCAUGACGAAUAUUAUCAAAGGAACCAGAACCCUAUCAAUGGUAUUGGACCCGAAGAAUUACUUGGAUUGGCGCAGCCUGUUACAGAACCAAACUCACUUUUUGUUAAUGGUCGUGUUGCUCCUCCUCCUCAAACUAGUUCGGGUGCUAGUAAUUCAGAUGUCGGAAGGAGAAGAGAAAAGGGAGUACUAGAUCAUGAGCAUGGUGAUCAUGGGGUUGGAGUUCCUUCACUAUUUUCAUGCAUGUGUGGAUAAUCAACGGACUGAACAAGCAUGCAUGCAUGUGUGCAAAAUCCAUUUUUUAGCUCUCAAUUGUUGUCCUAGGAUGGAGUAAACUGCAUGCCUUGGAAAGAUAUGGAAACUAUUUUAAACCUCUUAAUUGGAUUUGCCCAAGACGUACGUACAAAGUGAUCAUAUGAGGAGUACUGCAUCGAUCUAUGAUAGUGAAAAUAUCAUUAAAAUUUUGAAGGGAAAAAGAAGAUUGUGAGAGAGAGAGAGAGAGAAUGAAUGAAUGCCAAUAGUAUAUCUUAUGCAUUAAAAAAAAUUUAAAUUUUAUUAUGGGAUUAAAAUUCUUAGUGUUCUUUGGCAAAAGGCCUAUACACCUUUAUUUUUUUCAGAUUGUUUAGAGAAAAUAUGAGUUUUGUUUCGUUAGUUUUUAUGGGUUUUAAUGGAAGUUGAACUUAAAAUAGGCUUGGGCCAACUUAAGACGAUGUGGGUCAUGAAUUGUGGUGGGAAUGGGCUAAACUCCAGAUGUAGAUACAGGAUCAAAAUGAUUGGAAUAAAUAAUUACAAAGGUGAGGGAGGACAGGGCAGAGGAUAUCACGUGCAUGGGGCAAGAUGAUGAGGAAUCAUGAAGCCCGUGAUGCAUGGAGACGCGUGAGCUUUAUGCCAGAGAGUCUCUUCUCCCUCCUCGAUCGUGAUGAGGAUGCAUCAGAGAAAUGCAGAACAAGACAGUAAUUAAGAAGGUUGUUGCCUGUUGGUGUGUUUCGUGGGUAGAAAAUAACGUCAACUGCCAUGCACUCAGUUUCGUGGGAGACUUGUGCAAGGCAUCGAUGAGAGGUGCCAAUGGCAAUGGCAAUGGAGACCCGAAGCGAGAAAAGUGGCUUUAUUUAUCAUAACAUACUUUUUGUUGUAUUCUAAAGUUUCA